AUGUGCCGCCCUCCCGGCCGCCGUAGCGCCGGCGGUCACGUGCCGCUGUCAUGGGACCGGCGGGCCGCUCCCCGGAAGCGGCAGCAGGAGGCCGGGCCGCUCAGCCCCGGCGGCGGCGGGUUCCCCCCUCCCCGCUCCCGGACGGACAGCCCUUCGCUAGGCCCGGCCCGGCCGCCGGGAGCCCGCCGCCGACCGAUGGCCCGUCCCGCCGUGCCGGAGCCGGGCUCGGCGCCAUGGUGGAAUUACUUUUUCUUUUACGAUGGUUCAAAGGUUAAGGAAGAAGGAGAUCCUACAAGUGCCGGGAUUUGCUAUUUUUAUCCUUCUCAGACUCUCCCUGACCAGCAGGAACUGCUGUGCGGACAGAUCGCCGGAGUGGUGCGCUGCAUGACAGAGAUUUCUGGAGUUCCUCCAAGUCUCAUUCGCCUGAGGAAGCUCAAGUUUGCAGUUGUAGUGGACGGAAACUAUCUGUGGGUUCUGGGCUGUGCUGUUGAGCUCCCUGAUGUCAGCUGUAGACGGUUUCUGGAGCAGCUGAUCAGCCUCUUCACCUUCUACAAUGGACCUGUGCACCGUGCGUACAUGGCAUUUUCUCAGGAGGAACUGAGCAGGCAGUGGGACAGAUAUAUUGAACACAUCCAAAAAAACACCAGCGACCUCCACAAGAUUUUCAAUUCUCUCUGGAAUCUGGACAAAACCAAGGUGGACCCCCUGCUGUUACUGAAAGCAGCUCUCAUCUUGCAAACUUGCCAGCGGUCUCCCCACGUCUUGGCAGGCUGCAUUCUCUACAGAGGCUUGAUUGUGAGCACUCAGCUGCCGCCUCCUCUCACUGCCAAAGUUCUCCUCCAAGGCGAUGAGUCUCCAGGCCAGAGCAAGCCUGGAGGUGAGGAGCAGCGGGAGCCUGAUUCUCCAUUGCCGCAGGGUGUCCGUAUCAUCCCGGUGUUCCUCACAGAAGAUGAAGUCUCAAUGCUCCGAGACUUUCCAGUGGAGUGGAUGAUGAGGUCAUCCGUGUCCCCAGCAAGCCCUAGAGGAGAGAAGAAUGCUCUCUGGUCCCAGGCAGUUUCAGAAUCAACAGGAGUCCAUGAAAACCAAGACCUGAAUAAUAUCUCUGUGCAGGAGUCCCCUGAGCAAGCUUCAGGCACAGCGGCACCAGAAGAUGCUGUGCCGUCAGGCCCUUUGAAGGACUUCCCCAACAUGGAAGCCAGUACAAAGAAUUCUCCAACUGCAAAACUGAGCAGCCCGGACAGCAAAAGUUCAGAGCUCAGUAGAAAGGCAUCCUUCCCGUCAGAAAGAGACACAGAGCAGCUGCCAAGCCCCUCCACAGUCCACACUGCUGAAUACGGUCAACCUACAGGUCCGUACCUGGAAGGCUUUUCCUUUCCAAACCCUUAUGCCCAGGAGCAGGAGAGUCAGAGCAUGGGGAAAUCCCUUGUGGACUCUGAUGUUGAGCAACGCAGUUUCCAAAGUCCUGCAGCCACUGGCAGUCCAGCCAUUCGCUCUCCUGCCCAAGAGCUGAGCAGAAGGAAAUCGAGUGAACAAGACGAGCAGGGGACUGCGAGCCUAAACAGCGUCUCUGGAGAAAGCAGCGGUGCGGCUGGUGGCACUGUGUGGGGCUUGCAUUGCCCAGCGGCGGCUGUACAGUCAGGGCUCCCGAGCAGGAGUCGGCUGCCGGCUGCGGGGGUUCAGGAGAGCCUGCCUGGUGACCCAGCAGAGAACACGCGCUGUCCCAGCAGCGGGGAGAGGGGACACGGUCUGGGAGCCCAGGCUGGUGCGGAGUCAGGCACGCGGUGCAAACCAGUUAAGAUGAGCUUGUAUGUCCACUGCAUUAAGGGGCUUGUGCUCUCCCUCCUGGCUGAAGAUCAGCUCCGAGAGGACCGGAGCUCCGUUGAAGAUGUGUACCACAGCAGUCUGGCUUCUCUGAACGGCCUUGAGGUUCAUCUGAGGGAGACGCUGCCCAAAGACUCCUCGUCCUCAGCCAAGGCAAGCUACAGCUUCACUCACUAUGACUGUGUUCAGAACGUACUCACGGCCAACCUGCCGCACACACCUGGCCCUCUGGAUCGGCACUUCCUGAGAGCUGCUACGCUGAUCCACUCCGACUUCAACCAGCUUCCGACUGCUUCAGAAAUUAUAAUUAGGAACGCCUCCACAGCCGUGUACGCCUGCCGGAACCCCGUCCAGGAAACCUACUUCCAGCAGCUGGGUGCUCCGUCCCGCAACUCGGGUGUUCCCAACCCUCACGACAGUGCGUUCAGCUUGCCGAGCAAGGCCAAGCAAAAGCUGCUGAAGCACGGAGUGAACCUGCUUUGAACUGAUGCGCUGAGGCAACGUGUUGCAGUUCAUCUCCAAUAAGUAAAAUCUCAAAGCCAUUUUCUGCACAGGAGGCAGGAGGCUCUGUGCUACGUCUGCGGGGUCUGCAGCCUGCCUUGCCCUGAGGAAGGGGCGCGCUUGCUGCCCUGUUCCUGCAGCACCUUUUGUGCCAGUGCAGGGGAUUGCUGAUGUUAGCACUUGCCAAAGACUGAAGGUAGAAAAUAGCGGUGUGGGGGUGCUUGGUUUACAUUGACUGUAGGACUGUGUGUGGUGCUGCUGAGCAGGCAGAGACCCCUGGAGUGCCUUGACCUAAAGUAAAACCUCCUCUUGCUCUAAGCUACACAGACUCUGGGCUAUGGGGCAGUACUGGCUUUCAGAGAUGUCAGUCAGACACUGCAUCUGCCCGGAGUUCUGUGCCUACACUCGCCCUGGUCAGACUUGGGCUUUAUUUAUAUCUCUUAAUCUAUAGGAAUGAUCCCCUGCCACGACGUAAUGCCUUACCUUGACUAACAGAGCCGGCAUGUUCUCCGACUAACUGGAACAGAACAAGUGCUGCAAAACUCAUAACCCUCCUACAGGCGCUGUCAGGAGGUUUUUAUAUGCAGCUGACUGUGGGAGCUCCUUGUCCCCGCACGUGUGCCUGAUUGGGGAUCGUGCAGCACAGCGUUGCUUCCCUGCUGCCCCCAACGCAGUUGUAGCUCGCCAACCUCUCACAGGGGCCGUGGUGAUGAUGGUGGUACCAAUGCAGUACGCUUCCUGCCUGCUCCUCGGCCUUCUGCUUCCUCCCCUCCCUCCUCUGGAGGACCUUGUUUCACCUCCUUGCUCCUGCUGCUCUGUUUGUCUACGCUCUGUUGACAUAAAAGGCAUGUGGGAGCCCCUUGAGCUAAUGGGACCAAAGAGGCUUUGCAGCUCCUCGGCAGAUGUUCUCUUUCUGCUCAGACAGACGGUGUGUCCCCUCUCAGCAGCUGCUGGGGGGAGGACGGGUGGUGACGGCUGCUUGGACCCGACUGAUGGAUACCUGUAUCUGUGCUCUGUUUCAAAACCUGCUGCUGUUACACGCACAUCACUGACUGUGAAAAUAAAGGAGUCUCCGAGGCUCAGCCAAGCGCUACGUGUCAGUGGCCAGAGUCCA
Molecule: messenger RNA, 3436 nt
Organism: Grus americana (Whooping crane)
Lineage: Eukaryota; Metazoa; Chordata; Aves; Gruiformes; Gruidae
Gene: HPS4
Product: HPS4 biogenesis of lysosomal organelles complex 3 subunit 2
Exons: 13
Coding region: 1-2304 (767 amino acids)
Biological process (GO): vesicle-mediated transport
Source: RefSeq, a predicted model, not a curated record